Messenger RNA from Klebsormidium nitens, 1243 nucleotides. NCBI's taxonomy places the organism in Eukaryota, Viridiplantae, Streptophyta, Klebsormidiophyceae, Klebsormidiales, Klebsormidiaceae. The record is from the annotation of a GenBank genome assembly.
UGGUGGGCCUGCUUGGGCGCUUGCGGCUUGAUCAUGAUUUUGCAGAUUCCAGAGCUUCAAAGUUCCAACUGCACAAGAAAGGUUCAGUGUGCAGCGAACAUAAAACAGGUGCCCACAUGCGCAGGACCAGGAAUCAAGCAGACCAUUGGCAUCAGACAUUCUCCAGCUCUCUCUCAGCUCCACAAGGUGUCAAGCAAGGGCCUGUUACGUCUUUUGAUUCAAGUUCUGCGGCGGUUGUUUUUGUUGGGGACCUGGGUUUUGAAACAAAAGAAGGUGCCAUCAGAGACCAGGAACGAUGCCAAAGUCUAAGAGAAACAAAGUUGUGACGUUGAGUCAGACGAAGAAGAAAGGCCGCGAGCAAAAAGAGGGUGUCAUUAACAAAGUCCGGGCAUGCUUUGACGAGUAUUCGUCAAUGUAUGUGUUCCGGUAUGAAAAUAUGCGGAACACGAAACUGAAGGAGCUGCGUGACCGCUUGGCCAGCAGCAGCAGGUUCUUUCUGGGGUCGAACAAGGUGCUGCAAGUCGCCCUUGGCAAAACCGACGCCGAGGAGUAUAGGGACGGUGCUCACAAAGCGGCAGAGCUUGUCAGCGGCAACAGAGGGCUCUUCUUCACCAACUUAAGCAAAGAUGAAGUGAUGAAGCUAUUCGAAGACUACGAAGAACUCGACUACGCUCGGACAGGAACGAAAGCGACGAAAACGGUAGAGCUGCCGGAGGGGCCCCUAGAAAUGUUCACGCACGACCAGGAGCCGUUCCUUCGGAAACAAGGCAUGCCCACGAAACUAAACCGAGGAGUGGUAGAGCUGGUGUCCGACUUCACGGUGUGUAAAGAAGGGGCGCCGCUCGCCCCCGAAGCCGCCAGAAUACUGAGGCUACUAGGAGAACAAUUGGCAGCCUUUAGAAUAACCCCUAUAGCGCUCUGGACGAGUGACAGCUUUGAGCUUUUGGUCAGCGAAGAGGAGGCGGCUCCGGGCGCGCAGGACGAUGAAGGGGAGAUGGAGGAAGUAGAGACGAUAGAUAUGUAGGUCAAGCAAUCGCACAGCCUUCAUAGGACACCUCAACGAUCCAAGAAAAGUGAUGCGCAUUUUUCCGGGAUCUUAUGUUUCAGCCAUUUAGUUAAGAGUUUCCGUUUCUGGCAGCGCAAGCUUGUGAGCCCACUCCUUGAUUCUCGCACAUCAGUGUGUGCAACUGAUCCCCUUUUGUUGUCACAUCUUUCCGCUCUACCUUAAGCUUAUGCACAGCGA